Stegodyphus dumicola is the source of this 1437-nucleotide messenger RNA. RefSeq lists its product as uncharacterized. NCBI's taxonomy places the organism in Eukaryota, Metazoa, Arthropoda, Arachnida, Araneae, Eresidae. The record is from RefSeq and is a predicted model, not a curated record.
AUGGUCAUACCGCGUCCAGGUACAAACCCCACGAGACGACCUUGUAUUAAGCUAAUGGGCAGAAACUUGAAAAUCACCAAAACGUUGAAAUACCUUGGAGUCACGUGGGACCAAGGCUUGACCUGGCUACCACAUCUACAAGAAGUCAAAGUCAGAACAGCUAACAUUGCAAAGAAAGCCAGGCAGUUUCGGGGACAAAACUGGGGGCAGAACCCUUACAUUCAAAAACUGCUCUACUUGACGGUUGCAGAAAGGAUUGUACUCUAUGCCUCAGCUAUUUGGGCACUACCAAUGAGCAGCCGUAAAAUAAAAGCCCUGUCAGCAAUUCAAAGACCUUUUGCUCUCAACAUUAGCAAGGCAUAUAGAACAACCGCGACAAAUGCAGCACUUGUGCUUACCGGGCUCACACCCCUUCACAUCAGGGCCAAGUUAGAAGCAAUAUAUGAGCGGGUAAUAAGAUUAAAGGAGAAUGCUGCACUCGACACCACAGUCUUCAGCACGCUGCAGUACGAAACACCAGGCAGCACACAGCACGUGCACCCAGCACAUAAAAACUCGGGCAUACACGUCAAAAUAGCAAAGAGAUCUACGCCGCGAAUAGAGGAUGUACCAGUCGCCUCGCAAUUCUACACAGAUGGCUCCAAACAUGAUAACGGAGUGGGUUGUGCUUAUGCUUAUUAUGAGCAUGGUACACUUCACAGUCAAUGGAAAGGUCAUCUUGCAGCUCACAAUAGUAUCUUCCAGGCGGAGGCCAUAGCAAUUGAAGCGGCAAUACAGUACGCACAUGACAUACAACUUGCACGAACAGAAAUCUGCACAGACAGCAUGUCAGUGCUGCAGGCAUUAAAGAAUCAUCAUCACACAUCUCCCAUAAUCCUGCAAAUCCAACAGACAUUGCAUAGCAACCAGCAAUCUAACAUCAAGCUAAAAUGGGUAAGAGGCCACUCUGGGAUCGCAGGCAAUGAGAUGGCAGAUCAACUGGCCAAUGAGGCAGCAAUCAACAAUAAUGCACAGGCUGUCUCAGCACUAAUCCCGCCGUCAUUUUUAAAAAGACAACUAAGAGACAUAGGGAAUAAACAAUGGCAACACGAAUGGGAGAAUGGAGAUACCGGCAGAAGGACUUUCGAGUUCUACCCUGUAGUAGAUAAAGAACGCUUACAGGCCAUACCCCCUUUAGUAAACUAUAUCACGGGGCAUGGCCCUUUUCCCACCUUCUUUUAUAAGCGUGCUAUUUCCAUGACAGAAGCGUGUGUGUGUGGGGAAAUUGGCUCCCCCGACCACUACUACGUGUUCAACUGUAGCCUCACGACGAGCCAUCACCUACCAUAUCCCACUACGGAUAUAGUACCUUACAAGAGGUUCAUCAUCAAACACGCACCUGCGAUAAGAAAUAUAUCGUUCUCCCAAGCGGGGGAUGAUGAUUGGCCUAAUGAUUGA